Molecule: messenger RNA, 1487 nt
Organism: Spizellomyces punctatus DAOM BR117
Lineage: Eukaryota; Fungi; Chytridiomycota; Chytridiomycetes; Spizellomycetales; Spizellomycetaceae
Exons: 1
Coding region: 194-1396 (400 amino acids)
Source: RefSeq, a predicted model, not a curated record
UUGUCCCGCGGUAUUUUGAAGGUACGGAAAACGGCGGACGUUGCUUUAUAAAGUUCGUCGGUUGUAUGCGGUGACUGAAUAACAAGGUUAUCAAGCUCUCUGUUCUGACAGGUUUUAUGCUUGUAUUGGCGGGUGUGCAAUCGUUGCACCAGCCCACUCGAUAGUGGCUUCCUCGUACUUCCAUUUUGGCAUAAUGACCUUCUACAACCAAGAACAGUCAACGCCAACGACUUCAACGGAGCUUGCUGAGCUAUUAGCGUCAAUGAAUUUGUCAACAACUGGCUCACCUCCGCCAGCACCGUCCAGUGCGCGGCGAACUUUUCGAAGACAGUCCUCGGGUCCUCUGACGCCAACAACGACAGCAGAGGACCCUGCUCCAGAACGCAGUAGAGAUGCUGGAUCGGAGCCAGUUGAAGGACAGGGAAUAACGCCUGGACAGCGUGCUGCGGCACUUUUCGGGGUAGGCGGUUUGUCUGGACAAGCAGGCCAACGAGGUCAUUGGACCGGUAGGAGAGGCACAUCACCUGCAACGAGUCCCACUAAACCUUUGGCUCGGCCGCGAUUGUUUCAGCGAAGUGCGACGACUCAAGUAGGGAGAUCAAGUACUAUGGCUGGUAGUUCUUCAUUACCUUGCCCUGGCACACCAGAUCCCCGUCGCCGACUUGUUCGACAUCGUACUGAUCCAACCUUGACACCUUCAUCUCGAAAUCCCCGACCUUUGGCAGGUACCAAACGUCCCUGUACGACUCCGCCGUCACUUUCACCCACAAGCAUUCGAUCGCGUUCGGGCCAUCCGAAUAGGGUAAUCGCGCACCAAUCUCGAAGACUUCCCCGUGCACCUGAAAAGAGAAGAUCGCCUGCUUUGUUUAUCAGUAGUCUCCGUGCAUGCGAUCACCUAUCACAGCGGGCUCGACGAACAGCCUCUGGUCAAGCGCAUUCAGAACUGGGUAUGGAAUCCGAGAGUUUACCCAAGCGCUUAAGAAGAGUUGGCCUCGAUACCGGGUUUGACGUGGGCUUGGAGCGGUAUGUUCAAGAAAGCGAGUCGGAUUCGGAGGGUGAAGAGAUGCUAGGGCGGCAAAGGAGGCAGAUUUGGAGAGGGAAAGACAAACGAGCAUUCGGAAGAUCCAGAACGGUUGGGAAUAUGGACGAUAAUGGCGCGUUUGAGAGCUUUUUCGGAGCAGGAGGGUUAGCCAUGGAUCCGGAAGAACCGGAGGCUGUAGCCACUGAUCGAUGGGUUUUGUCACCAGUGGCAGGUUCGCCUUCCCUGUUUAGCAUACCGUCGUUUGCACCUUUCCCGGACCCAGCAUCACCAUGCGGGAAGCAAGCGGAACGGUUACAAGCGGCAAAGACCAUGGACAUGUUGGUACAGAGUAUGGAAGCAAAUUUGAAGUUUUGAUGCUGCCGUUCCUCCUCCAGUUAAAAGAUGUCGUGGGCAGUGUAAAUACAAGCAAGCUGGGAAAUCAAAUGUUUCUAAAUUGCAUACGUGA